UUGAACCUAUAAAAGCUCGACUGUAAGGCCCCUAAGUACUCAUUCGCCUUUCGCCAUUUCAAGUGCACUACUAGCAAAACCACAGAACUAACAACAUGGUGUCCUUCGAAGAAGCCUCUGAACUCGCCAAGAAGUUCACCAAGAAGCCCACCGAUGCCGAAUUCCUGGAGUUCUACGGUCUCUUCAAGCAGGCCACCGUUGGCGAUGUGAACAUUGAGAAGCCCGGCGUUCUGGAUCUCAAGAAGAAGGCCAUGUACGAGGCCUGGAACUCACAGAAGGGUCUGUCCAAGGAGGCUGCCAAGGAUGCUUACGUCAAGGUGUACGAGAAGUAUGCUCCCAAGUACGCCUAAACCGGUUACCGGCCAAUUCCCACUGCUGCAACUAACUAGUCGAGCAAUAAAGAUACCAGAGAUAUGAAAACAGUAA
Molecule: messenger RNA, 426 nt
Organism: Drosophila miranda
Lineage: Eukaryota; Metazoa; Arthropoda; Insecta; Diptera; Drosophilidae
Product: acyl-CoA-binding protein-like
Exons: 3
Coding region: 96-350 (84 amino acids)
Biological process (GO): fatty acid metabolic process
Molecular function (GO): long-chain fatty acyl-CoA binding
Source: RefSeq, a predicted model, not a curated record